Eremothecium sinecaudum is the source of this 1704-nucleotide messenger RNA. RefSeq names its product Stp1p (gene STP1). The record is from RefSeq and is a predicted model, not a curated record. Lineage: Eukaryota; Fungi; Ascomycota; Saccharomycetes; Saccharomycetales; Saccharomycetaceae. Gene Ontology annotation, cellular component: nucleus. Gene Ontology annotation, biological process: regulation of transcription by RNA polymerase II. The transcript has a single exon. Gene Ontology annotation, molecular function: DNA-binding transcription factor activity, RNA polymerase II-specific; RNA polymerase II cis-regulatory region sequence-specific DNA binding. The coding region runs from base 1 to 1704 and encodes 567 amino acids.
AUGUCUCAAAGCUGGACUUGGCUUAAAAUGGCUUUUAUGCAUUUGUUGGAUGCUAAUAUUUUAAAUAUUACUUCUUUUCCAGCAAAGUUGUUAAGUUGGUUCAGGACAUUUGCAAUAGAAGUAACUGGUGAAACAGAAGCCAGCGAAUUAGUUAGGUUAAAUGAUUCGACAGAAGUUAAAGAGAACUGUGAGGAUAAGGACUUCUUGGAGCUAGGACUUCACGAAGAAGAAGGUCUGUUUGGUGAUACAGGCUCACUGUUUCCGGAGAGACCGAAUCUUGAUAGCAGCCUUAAUCUUGGAAGUUCUGUUUGUCCCUGUGCAAUUGAUCUUAGCACUUUGCAGAGCCCAAUGUCGAUGAGUAGAAGUCCGGACGGAAACAUGGAGUGGAUGAUUAAUACAGGUAGUAAUCUUGAUUCUCCUUCUCAAACAGUGGUGGAAGAGCCGCUGUCGCCACGAAAUAGUUCGUCGACCGCACUCUCAAAGGAGGAAGAAGGACAAGAAGGUAAAGAUAAAUUUGUUUGUCACUACUGUGAUGCUGAAUUUCGCAUAAGAGGAUACUUGACUCGUCAUAUUAAGAAGCAUGCUGUUGAGAAGGCCUAUCAUUGCCCAUAUUUCAACAGCACCGCGCCACCGGAGACACGUUGUCAUACUACUGGUGGUUUCUCUAGGAGAGAUACUUAUAAGACUCAUUUGCGUUCUCGGCAUUUUAUCUAUCCAGAGGGUAUUAAAACACAGGACAGGAAUAAAUCGCCCGGGCAUUGUGCUCACUGUGGUAAAUGGUUUGAAAAUACCUCGAAAUGGAUCGAGAAGCAUAUUGAGAGCGGAUCAUGUUCUGGUUUGCCAGAGGGGACUAUUUUGCCAGCGAAAAGUGCCCGAAAGGCUGGUAAAUUGAAGAUGAUAAAAACAUCUACUGGACACUCGCGAUUUAUCACAACUCAACAAAGUGUCGUGGAACCUAAGGUGCUAUUAAAUAAGGAAGCGAUCGAAGCCAUGCAGAUUGUUGUGAAUGAAACAAAUAACAGCGGCCAACCUGCCUUGACUAAAUUGAGUGACAACAGAAUAAUGUUGAACUCUACUAAUUUCAAAGGCGAUGCAAAAUAUAAGACAGCUAUCAAGCGACAAAGACAGAGAAGGCUCAAUGUGGGCCAUAACUUUGUAACUCCUACUCCUCGUACUGCUAAUGAAUCGAUAAUUCCCGUUACUACUGGUAGUAGUUCUAUUUCCGCUGGUCAACAUUUGGGCGGGCAGGUUUACCAUCCAAUGGCCCUUUCUCAGUCAUCGACGCAGUACACAUUUAGAACUCCAGACGAGGCUCCUUUGGACGAGAUUUGUCUCUCCAUAAACCCUUCACCCGCUGAAGAUGCCAGCUUGGAGCCAGUAAGAUCGGCUUCAUCGUUGUCAUCACAUGAUUGUAACCAAAAUACAAGCAAUGACGUAUCGAAAUUGUUUGAUCCGAUCAAUAUCUCCAACCUUGCGAAUUUAAGUGAUUCGUAUUAUAUGCCGUUGGAUCUUGAACAAAUUAGCUUUACCAUGCCAAUGGAGGAGUUAUCAACAGCACCACAAAGUCAUCGUUAUGAAGAAGAAGCUAAAAUCAAUGUAACAUUAAACAAGCAGAUUGAUCCAAUAAAACUAUAUGAGAAACAGCUGAGGGAAACACAACAGUAUUUGAACUUUUACAACUAUAGUUUUGAUACAAACCUAUAA